CUCUGUCUCUAUCUCUCUCUCUCUCGUGUUGCUCUACAUUAUCACUGUCUAACUCAUAGCCAUCCGAGGGCGCGCAUUCGAGCCCUGGUUGCGCACGACCGCACUGACCAUAUCUGCCCCAGCGUUUUUGACUUUCACGCACCCCACUAAAAAAAAAAGAAAAAUGUGCCAGUGCGACUCAUCCGCCUCCAAAGCGAAGGCACCGGGCUCCCUGGCCGAAGUCGGCAAGCUUUUCGUCAAACACACCACCCUGCACGGCCUAAGGCACGUCUUCGGCGGUGGCUCGUACCCGCGCCGGGUGGCCUGGCUGCUGGCGUUCCUGGCGGCCGUCGCUCUGCUGCUCGCCUGGUCGUCUAACCGCGUGCGCUACCUCCUCUCAUCGCCCGUGUAUACCAAGGCGCACAUGGUGUACGCAAAGCGGCUCGUUUUCCCCGCCGUCACCAUUUGCAACCAGAACCUGCUCCUGCCCAGGCGCAUGAAGAAAACGGACAUCUUCAGCGCCGGGAGGUGGCUGGGACUCCUGGGGAGGAAUUGGCAGGUGUCCGCCGAGGCCAAGGAAGCUUUGGCUGCACCAUCGCAGCGCACUGAGCCGCCCUGGUCACCCCUCUCUCGAAUCCUGGACUUCAACCACUUUCUGCCUCCGCCUCGGGAGUCGCAGCCGUCCAUGAGGCAGCUGCUGGACCGGCUGGGACACCAGCUGGAGGAGAUGCUCUUGUAUUGUCGCUACCAGGGAGAGAUGUGCGGCCCGCGCAAUUUUAGCACAAUCUUCACACGAUAUGGAAAGUGCUACACCUUUAACUCGGGCCAGGACGGGCGGCCUCUGCUGUUGACCAUGAAGGGCGGCAUGGGUAACGGCCUGGAGCUGAUGCUGGACAUCCAGCAGGACGAAUACUUGCCCGUGUGGGGAGAGACGGACGAGACAUCGUUUGAAGCGGGCAUCAAGGUUCAGAUCCACACGCAGGAUGAGCCGCCGUUCAUUGAUCAGCUGGGAUUUGGGGUAGCGCCGGGGUUCCAGACCUUUGUCUCCUGUCAGGAACAACGGCUGACCUAUUUGCCGCCUCCGUGGGGCGACUGCAAGGCCACUCCAAUGGACUCGGACUUCUUCAGCACGUACAGCAUCACGGCCUGUCGCAUCGACUGCGAGACGCGUUACCUGGUGGAGAACUGUAACUGCAGGAUGGUCCACAUGCCUGGAGAUGCCCCCUACUGCACCCCUGAGCAGUAUAAGGAGUGUGCAGAUCCAGCCUUGGACUUCCUUGUGGAGAGGGACAAUGACUACUGCGUGUGUGAGACUCCAUGCAACUUGACACGUUAUGGUAAAGAGAUGUCUUUCGUCAAGAUCCCCAGCAAAGCUUCUGCCAAGUAUCUCGCCAAGAAGUUCAACAAGACGGAGCAGUACAUAGCAGAUAACCUUCUAGUCCUGGAUAUCUUCUUUGAAGCCCUAAACUACGAGACCAUCGAACAAAAGAAGGCCUAUGAGCUGGCGGGCCUCUUGGGUGACAUCGGUGGUCAGAUGGGCCUCUUCAUCGGAGCCAGCAUCCUUACUAUCCUUGAACUCUUUGACUACCUCUACGAGGUGAUCAAGUACAAGCUGUGCCGAUGCGUGAAGAAGAAACACAAAGGGCGCAACAACAAUGAUCGGGGCACUGUGCUGAGUCUGGAUGAUGUGAAGCACCAUGUCAGUAAACCAGAGGCUCCGUGUGACAACCUGCGCACGCCGUCCACGUACCCGGGUAACAUGCUACCUCAUCACCCGGCCCAGGGAAACUUCGAGGACUUCACCUGCUGAGCUGAACGUGAGCUGAGCUUGAAUGAGUGCGUGAGUGCGUUACUGCAACCAAAGUCCAAACCAUACAACGAGACUAUCUGGACGAGGAACCAAUGCCAUGGCCAAACAAAGGCACUUUUGUACGUGAAAUUCAGCCAGAAAAAUGGGAGGAAAUCUGUCGCCCCAGGCUUAGUGGAGAGGAAAGUGCACCCCAAAACAUCCAUUUCAUGCAGGACUCUAAUUUAUUUAUCCUUCUGGAGCACUGCCACAAAGGAGACGCAAACUCGGACCGCUGUCUCUCAAACAUACUCAUGAGAACAAAGGAAAACUGUACAGUCAAUAUAAUAAAAAUCAAACAUUUUCAAAGAAAGCCCCCACCUUCAUACAGCAGAGGGACAAACAUCCCCCUUUGCGAAGUACAUGUAGCGACAUCACGGCGUGUGUUCACAAAGCGAGCAUUGGCGGAAAAUUCAGGUCUCACUGUGUAAAUGCAUGAUUGUAUUCCUCCAUUUGCAUGUAUUUUUGUUGCUUUUCAGUUUGGUUUUUGUUGUUUUCUUUUUUUUAGAUAUGGGGUAUAUAUACACAUCUACUGUAUAUUAAUAUACUAUUCAAAAGUUACCAAGUUUGCCUCAUUCAGCAGGAGGAAGAUGAUGCAUCUCAUGUAGUAUACAGUGUAUGCGUGUGUGUGUGUGUGUGUGUGUGUGUGUGUGUGUGUGUGUGUGUCUCUGUGGGCAUGCAAAAACCAUGCAAAAGAUGCCUCUGUCGUCCCCGCAAAGCAACACUUCUCAGCACUUUCGCUCGCAAUCAAAUGGGACACAUAGAGGUGACUUCAGAUACAAGUUUCAUUUAUUCUGUGUCCACAAUCAUAGCCUAAAACACUCUAAUUGUCUUUCCCCAGGAAUUCUAAUAAUAUAAUAUUGUACUUUCUAAAAACAUGCAGUAUUAAUGUUGAUCAAAUAGAAUGUAAAGAAAUAAACAGUUUGUGGGUCAUGAUGAAUAAAUUGUGGCUCCUUCUGAUGUGUGCAACUUGGUCACCGGGAGGAGAAUAAUAAAAUCAUGCACAUCCAAACAAAAAAAAAAAGACAUUUACUGACUCAGUAAGAUGCAGUAAUAGUAUUAUUUUGCAGAUGAUAAACAGUAUAUGCCUGUAACUAUUGUUAUAUUGUUUGACUAAAAGUGUUGCUGCACCGUUUGUGUUCAAAAAUUCAUUGCUUAAAACAUAUCACCAUACAGACGUUAGUCUUGAGCCCGUUUAUGCCGUUUCCCAUUAUAUGUUAGCAUUAAGCUAGCAGGGGCAUUCCUAAGGCAAGGCAAAGCAAAUGGGGGUGCGGGGGGAACACUGGAAGAACAUCCUGUACCUAAAAAAACUUGCAAGUCAGUUCACUCGUACUUCAAGGCACCACUAUAUUAUGGAAAAUACCAUUAAUUUUCUACCCAUGUAACUUACAGGGUUCCUUAUGUUUCAUGGUAAGAACUUUAUUUCGCUUUUGAAUGUUAUAUAGUAUGAUUCAAAAUGUGCAAGGUUAGAUGUGGUCGAGUCCAUUUUUAAACUUCCAAGGUUACCUGACACAGCAAAAAAAAA
Hippocampus comes (tiger tail seahorse) is the source of this 3350-nucleotide messenger RNA. It is a transcript of the gene asic1b, whose product is annotated as acid-sensing (proton-gated) ion channel 1b. The record is from RefSeq and is a predicted model, not a curated record. Gene Ontology annotation, cellular component: plasma membrane. Lineage: Eukaryota; Metazoa; Chordata; Actinopteri; Syngnathiformes; Syngnathidae. Bases 164 to 1789 code for a protein of 541 amino acids. The transcript is spliced from 10 exons. Gene Ontology annotation, biological process: sodium ion transmembrane transport. Gene Ontology annotation, molecular function: ligand-gated sodium channel activity.